AAACAAAGGAAAUAUAUUCGUUAUAUUUGUUUAGUUGAUUUUGAAUGCAACAUAAUAUAAACUGAAAAUGGAUGUGGCGAAGAAACUGACUUCAUUGCAAGAAAUAUCCAAAGCUCAACUCUCAAAAAUUCUAAGUACUAAUGCAAAUUUAAAAUACUUAAUCCUAGAACCUGAAAUUAUUCGACCACUAGAGAAAGUAUGUGGUGUUACGUGGUUAAAGGGAAAUGGGGUAGAGAAAAUAUUUAAAUUGGACUCGGUCUCAAGUUUUUCUAGUAAUGCUGUCUAUUACAUGAUAUAUGCUAACUUCAAAACAUUUUGCACAGUUGUGAAUCAAAUAAGAUCCCAGGUAGACAUAGAAAAUCCAAUAAAAAAUAAAUUUCACAUUAUUGUAGUACCACAUAUCCUACAUAAUUUUGAAGAAGAAUUAGAAGGAUUAGGGUUGCUUCACUCAGUAGUAACACUGCACUCAUUCCAAUGGAUGCCUUUACAUAUUGAUACAAAUAUACUCAGUUUGGAAAUACCUAAUGUUUAUCAUAAUUUAUUUGUUAAUCAAGAUAUGGCCACUUUGCCCACUUUGUCAAAAACUCUUUGGCAAUUGAGUUUUGUAGUUGGACGGCCAAAGUUUACCCUGGCAUUAGGAACACUUUCAACAGCUAUUUUGAAACAGUUUGAUGUAAUGUGUGAAGACAAAGGUGAAACAGACAUAUUAGAUUCAGACUUUGGAAGUCUUUUAAUUAUAGACCGCAGUGUGGAUUACACUAGUGCCUUAUUGUCCCCUGGGACUUACUCAGCUUUGCUUAAUGAAGUUUACAAUGUGUCUGUAGGAGUUUGUGAAAAUAAAGAAGAACAUAGUAGUGAUUAUGAUUCUAAAAAUAAUCCAGUGGUAAAGAAAAAGGUCAUGAGCUUCAAUCUUGACAGUGUACAGGAUUCUGUAUAUCUAGAUAUAAAAAAUCGGUAUUUUACGGAAGUGACAACAGUUUUAAGCAAUUUAACUAAACAAUUAAGAUCUGAAAAGGUCAAUUCUGAAGAUAUGGCUUUAGAUGAGAUAAAGAGGUAUGUGCAGACACAACUGCAAGCUACUAAAGCUAGAAAAAAAUUCAUAACCAACCAUUUGAAUGCUGCAGAAAGUAUUAUUCAUAUUCUGGGUCACCGAUACGAGAAUCAACGUGAAAUAGAAGGAAAUAUAAUGAAAAACAGCAAUAAAAGCAGAAACUAUAAUUAUUUGGAAGAGAUACUGGUGACUGAAAAUGAUCCAUUAGUAUCCCUUAGAUUGUUUUGUCUAAUUUCAUUAACACAAACUCUUUCUGAUGGUGAAGUCCAUUCAUUUUGGAGAAAGUACCUCCAUCAUUUUGGUUAUAAAUAUGGAUAUGCUUUUCAUAAUUUGAUUACAUGUGGAUUUAUUCCUGAACCAUCCCAAUCUAUUUCUAAACUCCCAACAAAGAUAAUUAAAAUACCUAAAUUUACUUCAAAAAACUUUUAUAUUAACGCAAAAAAUGUAAAACAAAUCAUCAAUGAACCAGAGAAAGUGAAUUUAAAGUAUCCUACAUGUGCAAGUUAUGUUUUUGGGGGAAUAUACAUUCCGCUAUUAGUUCAAAUAUGUAGUAUGGUAUUGAGUGCCACACCAUUGGAUGAACUCAAACAGAAGCUUGAACCAUUUGGAACACUAGCCAUAAGAAAUGAUCGCGGGUUUCCUUUACAGUCGCGGUCAGUUUUGGCAUAUGUUGUUGGUGGCGUUACUUAUGCUGAAAUUGCGGCUUGUAAUUUACUCGAAACUAUUACAGGGUCCAAAAUUGUAAUUUUAAGCGAUAAAAUUAUAACAGGGAAUGAUCUAAUGAAAGGGUUACUGAAAUAUCCAGAUUAAUAUGUAUUUUGAAUUUAUUAGCAAUAUUCUCUAAUUAGAUAUUUCUUUUAAAACUUAUUCUGUGAUAUGCUUAUAUUAUACUACUAAAUACUAUACUAUGACUUUUAAUAUAAAUUGUCUAACACCAAAUAUUAAAUUAUUUAUUA
Molecule: messenger RNA, 2007 nt
Organism: Aethina tumida (small hive beetle)
Lineage: Eukaryota; Metazoa; Arthropoda; Insecta; Coleoptera; Nitidulidae
Gene: Vps33B
Product: vacuolar protein sorting-associated protein 33B
Exons: 3
Coding region: 68-1861 (597 amino acids)
Biological process (GO): vesicle-mediated transport; intracellular protein transport
Cellular component (GO): CORVET complex; lysosome
Source: RefSeq, a predicted model, not a curated record